GGGCUUCCACAAGCCGGACAGAGGUUCUCGGGCUUCUUUUGCUCGCUUUUUCUGCUUCAGCGUCACCGAAUCCGGCCACCAUGUCGGACCCAGAAGCUGACAGCUUGCGAAGCACAUUUCCUUCUUACAUGGCGGAGGGCGAGCGGCUGUAUCUGUGCGGAGAGUUCUCUAAAGCCGCCCAUAGCUUCAGCAACGCUCUUCACCUUCAGAAUGGAGAUAAGAACUGCCUGGUUGCCCGAUCCAAGUGCUUCCUGAAGAUGGGAGAGCUGGAGAAAUCCCUGAAGGAUGCUGAGGCUUCACUCCAGGGUGACCCGACUUUCUGCAAGGGAAUUUUACAAAAGGCUGAGACCCUGUAUACCAUGGGAGACUUUGAGUUUGCCCUGGUGUUCUAUCAUCGAGGCUACAAGCUGCGGCCUGACCGAGAAUUCAAAGUUGGAAUUCAGAAAGCCCAGGAAGCCAUCAACAACUCAGUGGGAAGUCCUUCUUCAAUUAAGCUAGAGAACAAAGGGGACCUCUCCUUCUUAAGCAAGCAGGCUGAGAGUAUGAAAGCCCAGCAGAAGCCUCAUCCCAUGAGACACCUCUUACAUCACCCCAAGAGAGAGUCCAAGCGGAAGGGCCCGCUCAAGAGUGAGAAGAUUGUCCGCCAGCUCCUGGGCGAGCUCUACGUGGACAAGGAAUACCUGGAGAAGCUCCUAUUGGAUGAAGAUCUGAUCAAAGGCACCAUCAAGCAUGGCCUGACUGUGGAGGACCUCAUCAUGACAGGCAUCAACUACCUGGACACCCGCAGUAACUUCUGGAGACAGCAGAAGCCCAUUUACGCCAGGGAGCGGGACCGGAAGCUGAUGCAAGAGAAAUGGCUGCGGGACCGCAAGCGCCGUCCCUCGCAGACAGCCCGUUACAUCCUCAAGAGCCUCGAGGACAUCGACAUGUUGCUGACCAGUGGCAGUGCUGACGGGAGCCUUCAGAAAGCCGAGAAAGUGCUGAAGAAAGUGCUGGAAUGGAACAAAGAGGAGGUGCCCAACAAGGACAAGCUGGUUGGAAACUUGUACAGCUGCAUAGGGAAUGCCCAGAUUGAGCUGGGGCAGAUGGUUGCAGCACUGCAGAGCCACAGAAAGGACUUGGAGAUCGCCCAGGAAUAUGACCUUCCUGAUGCAAAGUCGAGAGCCCUUGACAACAUUGGCAGAGUUUUUGCCAGAGUUGGGAAAUACCAGCAAGCCAUUGACACGUGGGAGGAGAAGAUCCCUCUGGCAAAAACCACCCUGGAGAAGACCUGGCUGUUCCACGAGAUCGGCCGCUGCUACUUGGAGCUGGACCAGGCCUGGCAGGCCCAGCAUUACGGUGAGAAGUCCCAGCAGUGUGCCGAGGAAGAAGGGGACAUCGAGUGGCAGCUGAAUGCCAGCGUUCUGGUGGCACAGGCACAAGUCAAGCUGAGAGACUUCGAGUCGGCCGUGAGCAACUUUGAGAAAGCCCUGGAGAGAGCGAAGCUGGUCCACAACAACGAGGCGCAGCAGGCCAUCGUCAGCGCCUUGGAUGAUGCCAACAAGGGCAUCAUCGAGGAGCUGAAGAAGACGGACUACAGGGAGAUGCUGAGAGAAAAAAGAGAGAGAGAAGAGGCUGCUGAAUCAGAAACUUUGAGAGCGGCAGAGGCAGGGAAGGAGAAGGAUAGCACCAGAAGAGGGAGAGACGAGCCUGAGAAGGUGGUGAAGCACUGGGAGCGAGAGCCCACUGACAGUGAGAAAGAGACAGAAGAUGAGUUGUCUCAGGAAACUCUGAAGGUCACAGCGAGUGGACAAGAAGAAAACAGGCAGAGAGAAGUAGGGGAAGCCGGCUCCUUGAGAACAGGGCUGGGAGCCGUAGGGCGAGACUCAGGAGAUGCUGCCAGGAGAGUGUCCGGAGACCUGGGCGCAGGAAACGAAGGAGAGGAGGAGGGGAAACCGUCAGAACUGGGCAGAAUGGAAUCAAGGGAAAUUUACAGGAGGCCUUCAGAGCUGGACCAGAAACCCUCGGGAGAAUUAAGCAGAAGGGAGUCGGAAGGACUGGAGAGUCAAGUUUCAGAAGACAGCAGAAGACACUCAGAAGAAAUAGGGAAAACAGACCUGGGAGAAGCAGAAGUGACAAAGGCAGAAAAUGGUGAAAACGUGGAAGAAGGUGAAAAAGAUGAAUGAAGCAGCACGCAUCAGGACCAGGGGCCUCGGGGAUCUUAUUCAACUGGACUUGAAAUUUCAAGCUGAGAUUUGUCUUUCAUAGAACACGUGGACUGGGCUCCGCAGGUCGCCUCUGCCUCUUUCCGUUACUGUUUUCCCUUUCAAUAGAUACCUUUCACUCUUACAAACCCUGAGUCUGUCAUUUUGCCUCCCUGCUCACCCAUAAGAGCCUUAGAGAAUGAGGACCCAGCUCGGAGUACCACUCUCCACGCAGAACACGGACCUUACUCUGGCCAGGUGACAAACACAGACUCCAAGCAAGGCCUGACCCAGAGUGGGAAAGGUGGGAAAUGUGUUCCUCUCCCUGGGGCCUGUCCAAGGACCUCAUGGAAGAAAUGAUAGGGGUGCUAAGCAGAAAGUGUUUCAGGAUGGUGAAGAAACAGGCACGCUCCAAGGGGACCAGGCUCGCUUGAAGAGGGGAAGCAAAGGAAAGGCCUGGGAGUAGAGGUACAUCUCCGCAGCCACUGGCCAUCGGUUCAUGUUGCCGAGAGCCUGCUGUGGUCAGGGCACUGUGGGAGGCUUGAGGGAAGUGGUGACGAUGGGACACGCUGAAGCCUGGCAGGCACAAUGAAGUGAAUGCUGGCACUGAUAGGGGCUUUGUGCUCGAGGAGCCGAGAGGACGCGAGUUCCCGCCCGAGAACAGGGAGCAGUUCUCAGCAGGCGUGGCGGCUGGACUCCACCUGUGCCACCUCCAGACAGUACAGCCAAGUAAGUCAGGCUCCGCAAGCUGGUUUCCUCCUCCGUAGAACCGGUAUCCGCCUCCGAGUGCUCACCGCAGCACUCGGUACGCGGGAAGCUCUCCAAAAUCCGACGAGCUUUCGGUGGCUUCGCAGAGGAGGUGGCGGCUGAACAGCUGCCUCAGAGGACGAGCUAGGAUUGAACUACAUUAUUCAUCUGUGCCCCUGCUAUUGCCAUCCCGGUUCCAUCUCUACAGUCCUUGGAAGGGUUAGGGCUGAAGUUAGGCUAGCUAGAACCAGACCCCGACUAAUGUGAGGCGAGUGAGGCAUUAUUUGCAAUAUUUCACGGGGCGCCAUGAA
This is a messenger RNA of Ailuropoda melanoleuca (giant panda), 3241 nucleotides long. RefSeq names its product outer dynein arm docking complex subunit 4 (gene ODAD4). Bases 81 to 2165 code for a protein of 694 amino acids. The record is from RefSeq and is a predicted model, not a curated record. Gene Ontology annotation, cellular component: cytoplasm. The transcript has 12 exons. Gene Ontology annotation, molecular function: protein binding. NCBI's taxonomy places the organism in Eukaryota, Metazoa, Chordata, Mammalia, Carnivora, Ursidae.